AUGGUUGGUGAUGCUAUCCUGCAACGAGAUUUCAAGGAAACAGAAAAAAUUAUUUCUCUCUUAUAUCUCUAUCUACUUCUCUCUCUCUCUCUCUCUCUCCCUCUCUCUCUCUCUUUCUACUUAUCUCUAUAUUCUUCUCUCUCUCUCUCUUUCUCUUUUUGUCUCUCUCUCGAUUUAACUCUCUCUCUCUCUAACUCUCUUUCUCUCUAUUUAUCUUUCUCUCUAUUUAUCUCUCUCUUUAUCUUCUACUUAUCUCUCUCUAUCUCUCGCUAUUUAUCUCACUCUCUUUAUCUCUCUCUAUUUAUCUCUUCUCUCUUUCUAUUUAUCUAUUUACUUAUCUCUCUUUUUUUUUUUUAUCUCUCUCUAUUUAUCUCUCUUUGCAUUUAUAUUUCUGUUUUUCUCGCUCUUUAUCUAUCUAUCUAUCUAUCUAUCUAUCUAUCUAUCUAUAUAUAUAUAUAUAUAUAUAUAUAUAUAUAUAUAUCUACCUCACUAUCUCUGUAUCGUUCUCUUUACCUCUCUCUCUCUAUUUAUCACUCUCUUUAUCACUCUCUUUACCUCUUUCUCUCUCUCUAUCUAUUUCGAUCUUUUUAUCUCUUUCGUUUUUUCUUUCUCUCUCUUUAUGUCGUUUUCUUAAUCUCUCUCUUUACCUCUCACUCUCUCUUUUUUUUGACUGAAUUUACUUUGAUUUGUAAUCAACAAUGCUGCGUCAUUCACUGA
Acanthosepion pharaonis is the source of this 717-nucleotide messenger RNA. The record is from the annotation of a GenBank genome assembly. Lineage: Eukaryota; Metazoa; Mollusca; Cephalopoda; Sepiida; Sepiidae.